UGCACUAGUUGCCCAGACGGCGUCCGCUCCGCUCAAACCUCCGAGUGUCUGCGUCUCUGCUGCGGCUGCGUUGCGCACAGGCUGGAGAGCGAUGACAAGAGCCCCGCGGAACUGGCCACACAAACAUGGAUCUCCCUAAAACGCUGAUGUCGGUGCUUUGGAUAUUAUUGCUGAACCGAGUAGAAGACUGUAACGCAGAAGAAGUGGUGCUGCUCAACUCUAAAGAGACUCAGGCUGAGCUGGGCUGGACGUCAUAUCCCCCCAAUGGAUGGGAGGAGAUAAGUGGCGUGGAUGAGAAGUACAAGCCGAUCCGCACGUACCAGGUGUGCAACGUGAUGGAGCCCACGCAGCAGAACAACUGGCUGCAGACCGGCUGGGUGACCCGCCGAGGCGGCCAGCGCAUUUUUGUGGAGCUCCAGUUCACGUUGCGAGACUGCAACAGUAUCCCAGGCGUCGCAGGCACCUGCAAGGAGACCUUCAACCUCCUGUACGUGGAGUCGGACAGAGACCUCGGCGGCGUGACCCGAGAGGACCGCUACACCAAGAUCGACACCAUUGCUGCCGACGAGAGCUUCACGCAGGGCGACCUGGGCGAGAGGAAGAUGAAGCUGAACACGGAGGUGCGAGAAAUCGGCCACCUCAACCGCAAGGGCUUCCACCUGGCGUUCCAAGACGUCGGCGCCUGCGUGGCCCUGGUGGCCGUGAGGGUGUACUACAAGCGCUGCCUCGCCACUGUGCAGAACCUGGCGGUGUUCCCUGACACGGUGGCAGAGGCAGCCUUCGCCACGCUGGUGGAGGUGCGCGGCGCCUGUGUCAACAACUCCGAGGUCGACACGGACAGCCCUCCCAGGAUGCAUUGCAGUGCCGAAGGGGAAUGGCUGGUGCCCAUUGGGAAAUGCAGCUGCAGCGCCGGUUACGAGGAGGGACACAGCAGCUGUGAAGCAUGUCCUGCUGGCUCCUACAAGAUGUCCUCCAGGCAGCAGGAGUGUUUCCCCUGCCCAGCCAACAGUGUCGCGGAGGAGGAAGGAUCUGUGGUGUGUGCAUGUGAGGAGGACCACUUCAGGACUCCUUUGGACACUCCCUCAGCACCAUGCACGCGCCCUCCCGCCCCUCCUAGAGAUUUGAUCUACACCCUGAAGCAGUCGACAUUGAUCCUGGAGUGGGCGGCGCCGUCCGACACAGGUGGCCGGCUGGAUCUGACCUACAGCGUCGGGUGCCGGCGGUGUCUCGCGAAGCAGUGUGAGCCGUGCGGGGCAAGUGUCGGCUUUGUGCCUCAGCAGGUUGGCCUGACUGAGAAAACGGUGACCGUGGUCAAUCUUCUUCCAAACACCAACUAUACCUUCACUGUUGAAGCCUUAAACGGAGUGUCAGAACUGCUGCCCAAUAAGAGGUUCUACACACAGGUCAACGUGUCCACAAGCCUUCCAGCGCCGUCUCUGAUCAGUGAGCUGCGAGCGGAGAAGAUCGAGCAGAAGAGCAUCACGCUGGUGUGGAGAGAGCCCUCCUACCCAAACAGCAGCCGCACCGAGUACGAGGUCAAAUACUAUGAGAAGGAACAAAAGGAUCAGAGUUAUUCUACGGUGAAGACGGCCGCCACUCGCAUCAGUGUCAACAACCUCAAACCUGGCACCACAUAUGUCUUCCUCAUCCGCCCGCUGUCCACGCCGGCCUCCUCCUCCUCCUCAUCCCUGUCCUCAUCACUCUCCUCAUCGUCUUCUUUGUCUUCCUCCUCCUCUUCUUCCUCCUCCUCCUCUUCUAACCCUUCCUCACCCUCCUCAUCCUCAUCGUCCUCCUCUCCGCCGCCUAUCGACUACGGGGCGUACAGUGCUCCCCUGGAGUUGCAGACACUUGGCGAGCUGGCUCUGGCGUCCAGCGAGCAGAACCCAGUGGUGAUCAUCGUUGUCGUGUCCGUGGCUGCCCUGAUCAUGCUGCUCUCCAUGGGAGUCGGGCUGCUCAUCUGGAGGAGCAGCGUCUGCUCGGGCUCCUCCAAUGUAACUCCUGCUAGUGUGGUGCUGCUCUCGACCUCCUUCUCCACUCUUCCUCCUCCUCCUCCUCUUCUCUCUCCUCUUCCUCCCUUCACUCAGCUGAUGCCCAGACAAUGUGGCUACAGCAAGGCUUCUCAAGAGGGAGACGAGGAACUCUACUUCCAAUUUAAGAUCCCAACACGGAGGACCUACAUUGACCCGGAGACCUGUGAGGACCUGCUGCAGGCUGUGCACGCCUUCGCCAAGGAGCUGGACAACUCCAGUAUCAAGAUAGAGAGAAUAGUACAUACAGGCGACUUUGGGGAGGUGUGUCGAGGCUGUCUGAAGCUGCCCAGUAAAAGAGAGCUGCCCGUGGCCAUAAAGACAUUAAGGGCCGGCUGCUCAGACAAACAGCGCCGCUCGUUUCUAAGCGAGGCUGGAAUCCUGGGGCAGUUCGACCACUCCAACAUCAUUCGACUGGAAGGCGUCAUUACCACCGGUAACACCAUGAUGAUCAUAGUGGAGAACAUGUCUAACGGAUCCUUGGAUUCCUUCCUGAGGAAACACGAAGGCCAGCUGAGUGUGAUGCAGCUGAUGGAUAUACUGACCGGCGUGGCGUCGGGGAUGAAGUAUCUCACUGAAAUGGGCUUCAUCCACAAACGGUUGGCCGCACACAAGGUGCUGGUUAACGCCAACCUGGGCUGCAAGGUGUCAGGAUUCAGACCUCUGCAGGACGACAAGAUAGAGGCCAUCUACACCACACUGCACGGAGGGAAGAGUGUGGUGCUGUGGACCGCUCCGGAAGCCAUCCAGUACCACCGCUUCUCCUCCGCCUCAGAUGUCUGGAGCUUUGGCAUCGUCAUGUGGGAGGUCAUGUCCUACGGAGAGAGACCCUACUGGGAUAUGGGCAACCAGGAUGUGAUCAAAGCCAUCGAGGAUGGUUUCAGGCUGCCGGCUCCAGUCAACUGUCCCCCACAUCUCCAUCAGCUCAUGCUGGACUGUUGGCAGAAGGAGAGGACGGAGAGGCCCAGCUUCAGCCAGAUCCACUCAGCCCUCAGCAAGAGCAUCCGCUCCCCCGACGGCAUCGGCUCCUCCACACUGGCGCGCAGGACUCUCAGUUCGUCCAUUACACUCGCAGAACGACCUCUUCCGUCCUUCCCUUCCUUUAACUCGGUAGGAGAGUGGCUGGACGCAGUGGACAUGGGUCGAUACAAGGACAACUUCACUGCUGCAGGAUACUGCUACUUAGAGUCUGUGGCACGAAUGACUGUACAAGACGUUAUGAGCCUUGGCAUCACUUCCUUAGAGCACCAGAAGCUCAUACUGGCCGCCAUCCAGACGCUCAGAGCCCAGGUCAUCCAGAUGCACGGCCGCGGUGUGCAGGUCUAACACGGAGUCCACUCCACGAGUCCCGCGCCGCCGCCGCCACUGCAACAGACGGACGAUGGGAUGGAGGAGAGGGGGAAGACAGAGAGACAGAGAGAGUGCUCUCCUAGACUCCUCAUUCCCCACUUUUCCUCCUUUCUUUUUGUAAUAAUCCCCCUCGCAGACGAGCAGUGUUCUUGUUGUGAUAUUGGAGGAGUGACUUUUUUUUCUCUAUCUGAAGUGCAGAUAGAGGUCAAAUGAAAUGUAACGCUGGCUCUGUCAGUCCUGAAGCUGACGACAGAGAUACACUGACUCACACUAGAUAUGGAUUAGUGUGCAAAGAGACACAUUUUUGGUGGAAUGUCCCUUUACCACGACAUUGAUUCCCUUAAACACACAUUAUCAGAGUCCUGAACUGGUUUACUGGCCCUGGAUCAAAGAACACUCUCCUCAGAUUUUUUUUGUACAUCUUAUUCACUUUGAAGACACAAAAUGAAGUGAUCUCACAUCGGAACGUUACUGCAGAUUUGAACACGUCUGGAUUAUAAUCUGUGGUUUCAGAGCAAAGCAGCUUAAAGACGACUGUGCUGUCCCACGCUGAGGCUCCAGUGGCUGCAGAGGAAGUCCAGUCUGUGUUGUCUUAUAUACAGCAUUUAA
Solea solea (common sole) is the source of this 3986-nucleotide messenger RNA. Its product is annotated as ephrin type-A receptor 7-like. Gene Ontology annotation, molecular function: transmembrane-ephrin receptor activity; protein binding; ATP binding. The transcript has 19 exons. The record is from RefSeq and is a predicted model, not a curated record. Gene Ontology annotation, cellular component: plasma membrane; neuron projection. NCBI's taxonomy places the organism in Eukaryota, Metazoa, Chordata, Actinopteri, Pleuronectiformes, Soleidae. Gene Ontology annotation, biological process: cell surface receptor protein tyrosine kinase signaling pathway; protein phosphorylation; axon guidance. The coding region runs from base 126 to 3353 and encodes 1075 amino acids.